Symbiodinium sp. CCMP2456 is the source of this 426-nucleotide messenger RNA. The record is from the annotation of a GenBank genome assembly. NCBI's taxonomy places the organism in Eukaryota, Dinophyceae, Suessiales, Symbiodiniaceae.
AUGCUAUUACAGGCGUGCAAAGAGCGGCGGCGGCAGUUGAAGAUCGGACAUCUGUGGAUGUCUCUGCGAAUGAUGUUGAAGCAUGGCCCACCUGCGUGCCUCAUAGCGGGCCCUGAUGCCGAGUUGAUGAUGUGGAUUUGGCAGUUUGGGUUCCUGCCUGGCUACGUGAAACCUGAGUAUGAGUCCGAUGCGCCUGGCUUGCAACACUUAUUUUUGGUGCCUCCUCAAGGUGCUUAUCCUGGAGCCCUUGACUUUACUUUUCUGGAAGCCUCGCGGAAUGGUUAUUUGUUUCAACCGGGUGUGCAUCAACCAGUUCGAGCGCCGCCAGAAGGCAGAAGGAAUACUGAACCUCCAGUCGCUUCUGUUUGUUUGCCGCGAGUCCUAUGUGGAAGCCACGCUGGCUUCAGCAAAAAUGUUGCAGGUUAG